CGUGGCACGUAAAACUACAAUACCCACAAAUCACCGCGCCAGCCGGUGUGACGUUAAAACUACUCACCCGGAAAGUUGAAUAGCUGUGUGAUAGAAGGCGAGAGUGAGAGUAAACAUCGAAAGGAGCUAUUGUCUAAUAGACACAGAGAGAUGAGCAACAGUGCUGCGAGCCCCAUGGCAGCCAGCAGCACCUCAAUGGCAGCGAGAGGAUCCGGAAAACCCAUCAGUUUCAUCCCAGAGCUACAGAGCAUGAUGUUUGCGCUGGGUGAUUCACGGAGACCCCUACACGAAACUGCUGCGCUUGUGGAAGACAUAGUGCACACACAACUCAUCAAUAUGCUUCACCAGGCAGCCGAGGUGGCUAUCCUUAGAGGAGCCAGGGUGAUCUCACCAGAGGAUAUCGUCUUCCUCAUGAGGAAAGACAAGAAAAAAAUGCGACGGCUCCUUAAGUACAUGCAGUUUCGAGAUUACAAGUCCAAACUGAUGAAAACCCUUGACGAAGAAGAGCCACUGGAUUCAGACAAAUUCUCCAGCAGCAGUGCCAACAAGAGGCAGAAGCUGAUGCUGGACUUCCUGGGCUCCAUCGACCAGACAGGGGAAUUCCUGACACUGCUAGAGGACGAGGACAUGGAUGAAGUCAAGCAGGAGAGGUUGGAGAGACUUGAAAAACAGACAAGGAAUAUGGACUCGGCGCAGUAUGCUGAUUUUUGCGAGAGCCGACAGCUCAGCUUUUCUAAGAAGCUCUCUAAAUUUCGUGAGUGGCUGGACUGCAGCAGUCUGGACCUGAAGCCCAACGGUGUCUCCAUGGAGAUCCUGUCAUAUCUGGCGUAUGAAACUGUUGCUCAGAUUGUUGAUCUUGCACUGUUGGUUAAACAAGACAUGACCCCCAAAACAGGUGACCCGUUCAGCCAUGCCAUAUCAGCCACUUUCCUGCAGUACCACAGCUCCAGUGCUGAGGCCUCAUCUGCCAAAAGAGACAUGGAUUCUCCAGAGAACACACCUCCUUCCACCCCAAGCUCAGGUCAUCAGGCCAAACUGCACACCAUAAACCAGGGCAAUGGCACACACUCUCAGGACUCCAGCAGCAAGAGCAAACAGCGCAAGAGGAAGAAGAGCGCAGCAGCGUGUGGCGCGGAGGCCCAGAGCAGUGCCAUCCAGCCCGGCCACAUCAGAGAGGCCAUCAGGCGCUACAGCCACAAGAUUGGCCCACUCUCCCCCUUCUCAGUUUGUACCUGACAACUAAUGCUGUGUUGGACCCAGGACUCCUUUGCGUUUAUGCCCCUGAUUUUCCUGAACUGAAGUGCUUCAUCACCUUACAGACGUUCUUCUUACGGUAGUAAGAAAAGCACACAGACAACACAAGCAUAAUUUCUUUGAUAAAAAGCUGAUAGAAUUUUGCUCACAAAAUACCCAAGCUGGAUGCCUUUUAAUAUUAUUACCUGGCACACUGUAUGACAAUCUGAAUAAUGUCUUGGAUAAAUUCUGUAACAGGAAGUGUUCUUCAUGUUAGAUUAACCAUUUAACUUAGGUCAGUUAGUGUUUUGCUUACGUCAUCGGUAUGAUCCGGGCUGAAACAGAAAAUGUGGUCGUUUUCACCAUAGUCAUAUUUGUUAUAUAGUAAUUCCACAAGCUUUGUGUUCUCAUGUUCUGUCGUCCUGUUGGUGGCCUUAAGUCUUAGCAUCAGUCACACUGAGAUUUUAAUGUGAAUUAAAUUGACAGCCGUCAACUUUCAUCAACUGUUGUUGGUUGGAAUGGUACGUUACUGGUUGAUGUGAGGGGCAGUAGUGACUCAACUGGUUAAGGCUCUGGUUUGUUACAUUUCCACCAGACUGUAAAGAAUACAUCUGGCAACAUACAAUGCUGACAUCACACAGAUCUGGCUUUGUAGUGUUAAAUUAGUGACUAAUUUCUUCUACAAUAAUACACCGUUGUAAUUUAUAACCACACCUUGACUAGACUAGCUUCACUUUUCAGUGUUUUUUUUUCCUCCAGCUUUCCUCCUCAUGUCAUCUCAGGGAGUUUUUUAUUGCCACCAUCACCUCUGGCUUGUUCAUUAGGGAUCUGCAUCCAGAUAUAUGAAAAGCUGCUUUGUUAAAAGUGCUAUAGAAAUACACUGGAAUUUUGUUGAAUCAAAAUUCUGAACCAACUGAUUUCCAGUAAAACAGCUGUUUGUCUUCUGUGUGUUCACCAGAAAGGGAACAAGGACGUUGGGACAUUUCUUGUCGACAGCAGCAAUAACGUUCCUCUUAAUUCUCAAAAGUCACUGCAAGUUGCUUCCUUAUAUAUUUUUCAGGACGCUUAAGUCCCGGGAUUAGCUUAAGUAUGAUGGAAUAUGAUGGCUGAUGACCUUCCUAGGAUAUAAAUGAUCUGUUAAAUAUUAAAGUUUCAUUAUCAGAAAGGCUUGUUCAAAUUAAGGAAGCUGUAGUCAGUGGAGCGUUUCGGUGAUUGCUUAACUAUAAACAUGGGGUUGGCAUGUUUAAAAAAAAAAAAAAGGAAACUAUAAAGCGCAUUAGUAUCCCCCUAUAUUGUGUAAUAUAUAAAACAGGUUUUCCAACCUAUGAUGAUGAGUGAAGGUUUCCAGAUGUUCUCCUAGUGGCAUUGAGGUUUUUGCCUUUGAUGAGUUGUGCGCAGUCCGUCACCAGCUAUGGCACAGAAAUAAUUAGGUGUGUGUGUGUUGGGGUUGGAGUGGAGGCUGAUCUGUCUUGUAAUUGGUUUGGUUUUAUUGCAUCUGGAGCCAGCUUAAGACCAUGAUUAAUUGUCCCAAUAAGUAAUUUUUACUCUGGCCUUUUACCACACGUCUAGUGUUAAAAAUGUUUAAGAUAAAACGAAGCUCUUGUUGUUCGAGAUGUUGAGCUGAUUCUCUGCGGCUGCGUUCAUCAUAAAGAAUAAACGUAGGAUUCAGAUCUUGACGUAGGGAUACCAGGUGAGGUAUAUUGAAGUAUUAACUCUUCUGCUGAAAUAGUUCUAGAUUGCAUAGAGCUAUAGUAACAUGUUAUUUGCUGUAACCGUGUGUCCAUGUGAUUAGAGACUUUAUCUGCCUCUUAUUACUGGCCUCGUUCUCAGAUAAUUAACUUUGAAAUUCAAUUAAGGCUUUAAUAUAAGACUUAAGGAAAUUCAAAGCUCAUUUGAUUCCACCCCCGGUGUAACACAUGCUCAGAGCAGCUCACUUCCCCUUAGGCAAUCUUUCAAUCAGUAGAAAUGGCAACAUCAUGCUUUGUUUGAGCAUUUGCUUUCAUCACCCAGGUUUGUUUAUUUUUCUCCAUUUUAAUGGUGAAUCUCUUCAGUUCUUUGUAGCUUUCCACGCAAGCACCGAAAAUCAAAGACUACUUUAAGCUCUGGUUGAGACAAUAAACUCGUUGAACAUUUUAAUGUCAACUCACGAUAUCGCACCUAUUUAGUUAUGAAGUUCUCUUCGAGCAGUGAGUUAUAUAUAUUUAUAGAAUUUCUAUGCAAAACCCUGCAAAUCGAGCCAGACCCAAACUGUAAGAGCCACAAAGAUCUCCAGACUUGAAGGAAAAAAUCUUCGAAAAAAAUAACAUGGCAGAUUAUGUUAUUACAACAGAUAAAUCUUAAAGCGUGGCCAAGCACAUGACUCUGAGAAGAAAAGUCAUCAUCAUCAGCUUUUUAACACAGCCGUUUAACCUUUGUUAGGAGUUGUUUAGAAGUUGCCGUGGCUGCAGGAUUCUGUACCUUACUUGUGGUUUGCCCAAGUCUCGCUGUACAGAGUAUGCAGUGCCAAAGACAGCAGACGUAGGAGCGACACGUCUCAGCUCUUGUUUAUUGCCCCGUCGUCUCCGUAUCUCACUGUGAGGACAGACAUCUCGUGCUGCGCCGCUGACAUCCACAGAAGCGAGGGCUUCAAUAGGGCUGUGCCCUUCUCAAUGCUUCACAAACGCUCCACUAAAUGCCCCAUUGAAUCAGUUUUAUGUCUUUGCGUUCCCUGUUCCAUCCUCAGCGCUGGCACUAGACGUUGCUUCCUGUUCUAGGUGUCUCAGAGGCCAUUCAAAACCUUCUACUAACAAUUGCACAUUUACAAGUGGAGCCAUUCUUCCCUGUGGUUUGAAUACCUUGUCAUUAAAGCAUGAAAUUGCCCGUUUGGAUGUCAAGUGAACAGCUAAACUGGCAGAAUCUUACUGUACAUGUUAAGUCAACUGGAAGAGGAAGGACGUUCAGUAGCCCUCCAGAAGGCUGUAUAUUAUCUAAAUGAUAUCCAAACCUCCCCGGGCCGGAACACAGCUCUGUGUGGAGACUGUGAGGUAAAAGAUAAUAUUUAUUGUUUAACUAAGUUUAUUGAAUAUAGAAAAGAAGAGGCGCCUGAACCAGCGGAUGGUUUGCGAACACUGGAAAGGCUUUGUAUAUUCUGUUUUUCAUUUUAAACCCAAACCCAUGUUGGCAGACUCACUUUUCAUAUUUGUUGAAAUGUUGAUAUGAAAAUCCUUUACCAUUCAAAGCAUGUCGCCAAGCGUUUGUUCCCAAAGUCUUUCUUUCGGCUGCUUUAAUGGAACUGUUCUUUUUUUUUUCCUGGCUAUCUUUUCCAAGAUACUCCCGAUUUACGCUGUCUUUCUUUCUUUCUUUCUUUCUUUCUUUCUUUCUUUCUUUCUUUCUUUCUUUUCCCACAUGCUGACCCCAAAAUUCCACUUCACAGCGAGGUGGUGUACAGUACAAACCAUUUAGCCUGGGCUUCUGGAGAUGCACUAGCUGGGUUAUACCUUUCCAAAAAACAAGGCUCUGCUGCACAAUAACUGCCUCUAAUCCUUUGCCCAGAAAUCUCAGAAGUCCUGCUUUACCGUAAAUCAUCCUGUGUUUACCUUUUCGUUUCCAGGUCAGACUCAUAUAGUUUAUAGUUGUAGUGUUUGGCUAAGUGUGCACAAUAAUAAGACAAUUUACACUGGUGUCUACAGCUUUUGGGGG
Tachysurus fulvidraco (yellow catfish) is the source of this 4911-nucleotide messenger RNA. RefSeq names its product SPT3 homolog, SAGA and STAGA complex component (gene supt3h). The record is from RefSeq and is a predicted model, not a curated record. Bases 151 to 1236 code for a protein of 361 amino acids. Gene Ontology annotation, biological process: transcription by RNA polymerase II. The transcript has 12 exons. Lineage: Eukaryota; Metazoa; Chordata; Actinopteri; Siluriformes; Bagridae. Gene Ontology annotation, molecular function: transcription coactivator activity; protein heterodimerization activity.